Messenger RNA from Culicoides brevitarsis, 1586 nucleotides. RefSeq names its product alpha-amylase 1-like. Gene Ontology annotation, molecular function: cation binding; alpha-amylase activity. Gene Ontology annotation, biological process: carbohydrate metabolic process. The transcript has a single exon. The coding region runs from base 16 to 1497 and encodes 493 amino acids. NCBI's taxonomy places the organism in Eukaryota, Metazoa, Arthropoda, Insecta, Diptera, Ceratopogonidae. The record is from RefSeq and is a predicted model, not a curated record.
AAUUACUUCAGAAAAAUGACUAAAACUUCAAUUUUUCUAAUUUUUUGUCUCACAACGACUUCUUUUGCGCAAUUCAAUCCACAUUACGCCCCAAAUCGGUCGGUUAUUGUGCAUCUUUUCGAAUGGCGUUGGAACGAUAUCGCCCGUGAAUGCGAACAAGUUCUUGGUCCUGCUGGCUACGGAGGCGUGCAACUCUCUCCUGUUAAUGAAAAUGCCGUCGUUUAUGGUCGUCCAUGGUACGAACGUUAUCAGCCAUUGUCGUACAAGUUCAACACUCGUUCCGGCAACGAAGCUGAAUUGCGAAAUAUGAUCAAAAGGUGCAACAAAGUCGGCGUUCGUGUCUUUGUCGAUGUCGUUUUCAAUCACAUGGCGGCAGGAAGUGGCGUCGUUCGCGGUACUUCAGGCAGUCGAGCUGAGCCUGGCAAUCGGGCGUAUCCCAUUUACAGCAGAUACGACUUUAAUCGCUUGUGUGGCAUCAACAACUAUCAAAAUGCCACCGAAGUUCGCGUUUGUGAGUUGAGCGGCUUACCGGAUUUGGAUCAGUCGAAGAGUUACGUUCGCAAACAAAUUGUCGACUUUUUAAAUAAACUCGUCGAUAUGGGAGUUGCUGGUUUUCGAGUUGAUGCCGCGAAACACAUGUUCCCCGAAGACCUUCAAGCCAUUUACGGAAGUGUCAAAAAUUUGAAAACCAAAGCGGGAUUCCCGAAAAAUGCGCGUCCUUUCAUCGCGCAAGAAGUUAUCGAUGUUGGCGGGGAAGCGGUGUCCAAAUUCGAGUACAUCAACUUGGGAACUGUCACGGAAUUUGUUUAUUGCUCGGAAAUCGGGUUAGUUUUCCAAGGACAGCAUCCGGUGAAUCAGCUGGAAAAUUUGGGACCAGCGCGGACAUUUUUGCCGUCGGAAAAAGCGUUCGUUUUUGUCGAUAAUCACGACAAUCAACGGGGACACGGAGGCGGCGGCAUCGUUUUGACCCACAAGAAACCCAAGGAAUACACGAGUGCCGUUGUUUAUACCCUCGCCAACAAUUACGGCAUCCCGCGCAUCAUGUCUUCAUAUUAUUUCGACAAUCCAUCGAUGGGACCGCCACACGACUCAAACGACAACAUUCGGGGUCCCGGAACUAAUCGACGUGAUGGGUCAUGUACCGGCGGAUGGGUUUGCGAACAUCGUUGGAAUGGCAUCCGAAACAUGGUUAAAUUUAGAAAUGCAGUUGGAAAUGCUCCCGUUACCAAUUGGACCACCUAUGGCAACAACGCGCUGUCAUUUUGUCGCGGAAAUGUCGGUUGUGUCGCUUUUAAUACGGGGAAAAAUGACUUUAGCCAAGAAAUUCGAACAAAUUUAGCGCCAGGAACUUAUUGUGAUAUCAUUAGUGGCGAAAAAGCCUAUAAUCGAUGCACGGGAAUUGCAAUUCAAGUUAAUCAAAAUGGACAAGCAAGAAUUACAAUCAAUGGGAAUGCAACGUAUGGUGUUGUUGCCUUCUACAAAGGCUCGAAAUUGUAAAAUCGUUUGGUCAUUUAAAGGUUUGAAACGAGCCUACAGAGGUUCGAGCCUCACAAAAGUUAAAAAAAAUAAAAUAAAUAAAAUUUCAA